AUGGAAACUGUACCAGAGAAGAAAAAAAAGGUUGCUGCUACACCAGAAACCCUUAAGAAAAAAGUGAAGGAUUUCACAGAGUUGGAGGUGAAGCGCCUUAGGAAGAAGUUUGCCCUGAAGUCACUGCAAAAGGCAAGGAGGAAGCUCAUCUAUGAGAAGGCAAAGUGCUAUCACAAGGAGUGCAUACAAAUGUACCGGACUGAGAUUCAGAUGGCUAGGAAGGCAAGGAGAGCUGGGAACUUCUAUGUGCCCACAGAACUAAAAUUGACCUUUGUCAUCAGAAUCCGAGGUGUCAAUGGAGUAAGCCCAAAGGUGUGCAAGGUAUUGCAACUGCUUCGUCUGCGGCAGAUCUUCAAUGGCACCAUUGUUAAGUUCAACAAAUCUUCAAUUUACAUGCUGAGGACUGUGGAACCGCACAUUGCAUGGGGGAAUCCCAACUUAAAGUCAGUAAAUGAGCUCAUCUACAAGCGAGGCUAUGGCAAAAUCUAUACAAAGUGGAUUUCCUUGACAGAUAAUUCCUUGAUUGCUCGAUUUCUUGGUAAAUUUGGCAUUAUCUGCAUGGAGGAUCUAAUUCAUGAGAUCUAUAUAGUUGGAAAACGCUUCAAGGAAGCAAAUAACUUCCUAUGGCCCUUCAAACUAUCUUCCCCACCAGGUGGAAUGAAGAAAAAGACAACUCACUCUGUAAAAAGUGGAGAUGCUGGCAACAAGGAAAACCAGAUAAAGAGGUUUAGUAGACGGAUGAACUAA
This is a messenger RNA of Rattus rattus (black rat), 747 nucleotides long. RefSeq names its product 60S ribosomal protein L7-like. Gene Ontology annotation, biological process: maturation of LSU-rRNA from tricistronic rRNA transcript (SSU-rRNA, 5.8S rRNA, LSU-rRNA). The record is from RefSeq and is a predicted model, not a curated record. Gene Ontology annotation, cellular component: cytosolic large ribosomal subunit. Lineage: Eukaryota; Metazoa; Chordata; Mammalia; Rodentia; Muridae. Gene Ontology annotation, molecular function: structural constituent of ribosome; RNA binding.